This is a messenger RNA of Phialemonium atrogriseum, 1437 nucleotides long. RefSeq lists its product as uncharacterized. The coding region runs from base 1 to 1437 and encodes 478 amino acids. The record is from RefSeq and is a predicted model, not a curated record. Lineage: Eukaryota; Fungi; Ascomycota; Sordariomycetes; Cephalothecales; Cephalothecaceae. The transcript has a single exon.
AUGAGGCCAGCGGGUGCUUUAGAUAUGCCCAACGAGCUACUGACGGCAACAUUCAGCCAUCUGAAGAACACGGCAGACAUACAGAGCGCCCGCCUCACCUGCCGCCGAUUCGAAGCCAACAGCUCGCGCUUCCUCAUCCCGCUCGUCCGCGUCGAGCCGCAAUCCGCAUCGCUCCGGAGGCUCGACAGGAUCUCGCAGCACCCGGCCAUCCGGGAGGGCGUGCGCGAGGUGGCCAUCCAGCUGACCUACUACGACGCCACGCUCGCCUUCGAGAUCGCCGACUUCACCAGCACCAACGCGGAGCGGGUGGAGAGAGAGAAGAGGACCCUGCUGUGGCUGAUAUCGCACUCCUACCUCCCGCCCGGCGUCUCCCGGCAGAGGGGCGAGGCCGCCGUGAGCAGGGCAGACGCCAUCAUCGACUCGUGGAAGAAUGCGGGGCCCGACACGCCGGAGAACCUAUCCCCCGAGGAGGACCAGCAGUACCAGGAUCUGCUGAAUGUCGCCUUCGACAAGUACGGGAGUCGUUAUCUGAACCAAGCGGGGAUGUUAGAGAACGGCACCUUUAUCCACGCCGUCGGUGCCGCCAUGGCGAGGAUGCCGUGCGCCAGGACCUUGGCGUUCCAGGGCAAGACGGAGCUGACGCAGCGCCAGGAGAAGGACUUCCUCUUUCGCAUGGAGGACCUGGAGGAGCAAUGCGAGGUGAUGGCGUACCCGCUCAGCCGGGAGCAGGCCCGAUUCCAGCUGUGUGGGCCGCGAGUCGGGGACCUGUUCAUCACGUUGCCCCUGGCCGUCCACAAGGCCGGUGUCUCGCUUUCGGAGCUCAAGAUCAGCACGUAUCUGGCGCUGGGAGAGGACCUACCUGAGCUGGAGACCUCCAAGAUCACGAGCGCGUUGCAGGGGCUGAGGGCCGUCAACCUCGACUUUAUGUGGGACGAGCUGCCAAAUCGCAGCUAUGUCCACCACAUAUGCAGCCUCCUGAACGCAAUUCUCGACACCGACAGCCUCGAAAGCAUAUCUCUCAGCUUCGACUGCGAAUUCGACACCCUCCCACUCCUGUUCAGCAUGGGCCCGAUCCUCACCCGCCGGCAGUGGAAGAACCUCCGGCGAGUGUCCCUGUCAAACAUGUCGCUGCACCUCGGCGAGCUGGCGCUAUUCAUCGCCAAUCUCGGCGCGCCGCUGGAGGGGUUUCACAUCGACGCCAUCCACCUGCUCAGCGGCACCUGGGCCGAGGGCCUCGACAUCUUUCGCGGUUCGGUCGCGAUGCUGGGCGGUGACCGGAUAGAGGUGAGGGAUCCGUCUGGCGCCGAGGUCGAGACCAAGCUGUCAAACGAUGAGACAACGGCCAUGUUUGAGGGGGAGGGCGGUCGACGCAGCACCGCGGAGGCGUAUAUCCUAGGGCAUACAUAUACCAAUCCCCUGCAGGGCGUCAUGGGGUAA